Enterospora canceri is the source of this 681-nucleotide messenger RNA. Lineage: Eukaryota; Fungi; Microsporidia; Enterocytozoonidae. The record is from the annotation of a GenBank genome assembly.
AUGCAUGAAAUAGAUAAAGAGGAAUUAGGUGAAGAUGGAUUGGAUAGAGAAUGGCGGAGACUGCUCAGGAACGAGUUCAACAAGGAGUAUUUCAUCCGAAUUAGGCAGAGACUCCUUGGUACAGAGUAUUUGCCAGCAGAGGGGAAUUUGUAUGAAUUCACAAAAUAUACCAGGCCAAAUGAGAUUCGUGUUGUGAUAGUGGGCCAGGAUCCGUAUCAGAGAAGUGAGGAGGCAACUGGAAUGGCAUUCUCAGCACCAGUGGGGAAUAGGCGAAUACCAAGCUCAUUGAAAACAAUUUAUAGGGCAAUUCAAAGAGACUAUCCAAAUUAUGAGGCACCAAAGUGUGGUAAUCUGAAGAGAUGGGCUGAACAAGGAGUGUUGCUGCUGAAUGAUACGCUGACAGUGGAAGAAGGCUGUCCGGGAUCACAUAUUGGAAUUGGAUGGUCCAUUUUUACUGAUGAAAUUGUUAGAAGAAUAUGUGAUUUGAAUGAAUGUGUUGUCUUUCUGCUGUGUGGAGUACAGGCAAGAAGCAAGGCAAACAUAAUAGAUAAAAGAAAGCACCAUGUGAUUGAGACAGUUCAUCCAUCACAUUAUACGGCAGUCAAAUUCAUUGAAUCACAGAAUUUCCUGAAAAUCAACGAGUUUCUUAGGAGGAGAAAACAGGCUGAAAUAAUUUGGUGA